Molecule: messenger RNA, 3183 nt
Organism: Closterium sp. NIES-65
Lineage: Eukaryota; Viridiplantae; Streptophyta; Zygnematophyceae; Desmidiales; Closteriaceae
Source: the annotation of a GenBank genome assembly
AUGCGCUCUCUCACGCGCACUUUUACGCACACUCUCACGCGCUCUCUCACGCAAGUUCUCACGCGCUCUCUCCUGCGCUCUCUGACGCACUCUCGCACACGCUCUCUCACGCUCUCUAACGCACUCUCUCACGCGCUCCCUCACACGCUCCCUCACGCGCACUCUCUCGCACAUUCUCUCUCUCUCUCUCUCACGCGCUCUCUCCCGCGCUCUCUCGCGCGCUCUCUUGCGCGCUCUCUCACUCGCUCUCUCGCUCGCACUCUCACUCGCCCUCUCAUGUGCUCUCUCUCGCGCACUCUCUUGUGCAUUCUCUCUCUCACGCGCUCUCUCAUGCACACUCUCUCGCACACUCUCACGCGCUCUCUCACGCGCUCUUUGAUGCAAUCUCUUGCGCGGUCCUUCACGCGCUCUCUCACGCGCUCUCUCACGCUCUCUCUCACGCACUCUCUCACGCGCUCUUUGACACGCGCUCUCUCACGUGCUCUCUCACGUACUCUCUCACGCACUCUCUCACGCGCUCUCUCACGCGCUCUCUCACGAGCUCUCACGCACUCCCUCACGUGCUCUCUCUUGCGCACUCUCUUGCGCAUUCCCUCAGUCACACGCUCUUUCUCGCGCACUCCCACGCGCUCUCUUACGCGCUCCCUCACACGCUCUCUCACGCGCUCUCUCACGCGCACUCUCACGCGCACUCGCACUCUCACGCGCUCCCUCACGCACUCUCUCACGUGCUCUUUGAUGCAAUCUCUUACGCGGUCCUUCACGCGCUCUCUCACGCGCUCUCUCAUGCACUCUCUCACGCACUCUCUCACGCGCUCUCUGACACGUGCUCUCUCACGUGCUAUCUCACGCGCUCUCUCACCCGCUCUCUCACGCGCACUCUCACGCGCACUCGCUCUCUCACGCGCUCCCUCACGCGCUCUCUCACACACUCUCUCACGCGCUCCCUCACGCGCUCUCCCACGCGCUCGCGCUCUCUCGCUCGCACUCUCACGCGCACUCUCACGCACACUCUCACGAGCACUUUCACACGCACUCUCACGCACUCUCACACGCUCCCUCCCGCGCUCUCUCACGCACUCUCUCACGCUCUAUCUCACACAAUCUCUCAUGCGCUCUCUCACGCUCUCACGCAUUCCGUCGCACUCCCUCUCGCACUCUCUCUUGCGCAUUCUCUCUCUCACGCGCUCUCUCAUGCACACUCUCUCGCACACUCUCACGCGCUCUCUCACGUGCUCUUUGAUGCAAUCUCUUACGCGGUCCUUCACGCGCUCUCUCACGCGCUCUCUCACGCACUCUCUCACGCACUCUCUCACGCGCUCUCUGACACUGCUCUCUCACACGCUCUCUCACGCGCUCUCUCACGCGCUCUCUCACGCGCACUCUCACGCGCACUUGUCUCUCACACGCUCCCUCACGCGCUCUCUCACGCACUCUCUCACGCGCUCACUCACGCGCUCUCUCACGUGCACUCUCACGCGCUCUCUCACGCGCUCGCGCUCUCUCACUCGCACUCUCACGCGCACUCUUACGCACACUCUCACGCGCACUUUCACACGCACUGUCACGCGCUCUCACACGCUCCCUCACGCGCUCUCUCACGCACUCUCGCACGCGCUCCCUCACGCGCUCUCUCACAUGCACUCUCACGCGCUCUCUCACGCGCUCGCGCUCUCUCACUCGCACUCUCACGCGCACUCUCACGCACACUCUCACGCGCACUUUCACACGCACUCUCACGCGCUCUCACACACUCCCUCACGCGCUCUCUCACGCACUCUCUCACGCUCUAUCUCACACACUCUCUCACGCGCUCUCUCACGUGCUCCCUCACGCACUCUCUCACGCGCUCUCACAUGCGCACUCUCACGCGCUCUCUCACAUGCUCUCUCACGCAAUCUCUCAUGCGCUCUCUCACGGGCUCUCACGCAUUCCCUCUUUGAUGCAAUCUCUUACGCAGUCCUUCACACGCUCUCUCACGUGCUCUCUCACGCACUCUCUCACGCGCUCUCUCAUGCGCUCUCUGACACGUGCUCUCUCACGCGCUCUCUCACGCGCUCUCUCACGCGCACUCUCACGCGCACUCUCACGCGCACUCGCUCUCUCACACGCUCCCUCACGCGCUCUCUCACGCACUCUCUCACGGGCUCCCUCGCGCGCUCUUUGACGCGCACUCUCACGCGCUCUCUCACGCGCUCACGCUCUCUCACUCGCUCUCUCACGCGCACACUCAUGCACACUCUCACGCGCACUUUCACACGCACUCUCACGCGCUCUCACACGCUCCCUCACGCACUCUCUUACGCACUCUCUCACGCUCUAUCUCACGCACUCUCUCACACGCUCUCACAUGUGCACUCUCACGCGCUCUCUCACAUGCUCUCUCACACAAUCUCUUAUGCGCUCUCUCACGGGCUCUCACGCAUUCCGUCGCACUCCCUCUCGCGCACUCUCUUGCGCAUUCUCUCUCUCACGCGCUCUCUCAUGCACACUCUCUCGCACACUCUCACGCGCUCUCUCACGCGCUCUUUGAUGCAAUCUCUCACGCGGUCCUUCACGUACUCUCUCACGCACUCUCUCACGCGCUCUCUCACGCGCUCUUUCACGGGCUCUCAUGCACUCCCUCACGUGCUCUCUCUCGCGCACUCUCUUGCGCAUUCCCUCUGUCACGCGCUCUUUCUUGUGCACUCCCAUGCGCUCUCUCACGCGCUCUCCCACGCGCUCUCUUAUGCGCACUCUGACGCACUCCCUCACGCGCUCUCUCACGCGCUCUCUCACGCGCUAUCUCACGUGCUCUCUCAUGCGCACUCUCACGCGCACUCGCUCUCUCACGCGCUCCCUCACGCGCUCUCUCACGCGCUCCCUCACGCGCUCUCUUACGCGCACUCUCACGUGCUCUCUCACGCGCUCUCUCACGCGCUCGCGCUCUCUCACUUGCACUCACACGCGCACUCUCACGCGCACUCUCACGCGCACUCUCACACGCACUCUCACGCGCUCUCGCACGCUCCCUCACGCGCUCUCUCACGCACUCUCUCACUUGCGCCCUCACGCGCUCUCUCACGCACUCUCUCACGCGCUCUCUCACGCACUCUCUCACGCGCUCUCGCACGCGCUCUUGCAUGCGCACUCUCACGCGUUCCCGUGCACACGCUCCCCCUCGCGCUCCUCUUCUUUAAAUAG